Messenger RNA from Stylonychia lemnae, 858 nucleotides. Lineage: Eukaryota; Ciliophora; Spirotrichea; Sporadotrichida; Oxytrichidae. The record is from the annotation of a GenBank genome assembly.
AUGGCAGAGGAACAAAACUUAGGAGGAGAGAAAAUUCUCUUCUAAAGAGGUGGUCACUAGCGAGAAAUCCUAGUCCCAAAGAGUUCAGAUGGAAUGGUAGUAGUUCCAUCAAACAUGAAGGGUACUGGUUUCCUUCGUAAUCUAUGGUGGACUAAUCGACCCUACAUAGGAGGAAUCAUAAAAAUGAAAGAAUUUAACGGAAUCAUCGAUACUUGCUCGCAAAUCACAGCUAAAGUCUACUCCCACAACAGAAAGAAGGAUGUUGAGGGCAUCAAUAUGGGAAUUAUUAUUGCACUAGGUCUUUCCACUGUAUUGCUUCUAUGCUUUUUCUUCCUGAUGUACUACGGAAUCAGAGAUGAUGAUGAGAAGGCUAGAAUAGCUGGCUUCUUCCUGCUUGCUAUCUCGGUAUUUAUAACUCUCGUAAUUGGAGUUGUUAAUUUCUUCCAAAAGCCAGGUAAUUACAUCCCAUACAAGGAGAUGGUCAGAAAGACUCUGCUAGCUUUCUUCGAAAGAUUGAAUAAGAAGUACGGAAACAGAGGUAUUGAAUUCGAUGUGAGGGACAAUCACUACUGGAUUGAAAUCAAGAUUAACAAAAAGAAGAAGGAAGCCUGGAGAAGAUAAAACAACUAUGAUCCCAAUCACUAUGACACUGACGAAGAAGAGGAAAGAAGAAAGAGAUCUAAUAGUAGCGUUAUUGAAGAUACUUCUCAAAAUAAUUAUGGGCCAAUGAAUACCGAAGGAGUUAUUCACACAGCAGCCAGAGACGAUGAUAACUCUAGACUUAUCAAGAUGGACAAAUAAGAUUAAUUCGAAAAGGACGAGGAUAAUGUCUCUGAGAUUCUUAAGAAAAUGAGAUGA